Mycetomoellerius zeteki is the source of this 1635-nucleotide messenger RNA. Its product is annotated as BRO1 domain-containing protein BROX. The record is from RefSeq and is a predicted model, not a curated record. The coding region runs from base 164 to 1426 and encodes 420 amino acids. The transcript is spliced from 7 exons. NCBI's taxonomy places the organism in Eukaryota, Metazoa, Arthropoda, Insecta, Hymenoptera, Formicidae.
GCGUUCCAUAGCUAGUGGAGUAGCCUUCCAUUGAGCGUGGCAAUUGAGACUUGAAACGCUGUUCCAUUUUACCUUAUCUGUCAAAAAGUGCUAACCCAAGGUUGGUCAAGACCGUUGAGACCAAAUCGGGACAUUAAAUCCCACGAGAUUCAGACGACGAACAAUGGCGCACUGGUUUCACCGUAAUGUGUUGAAAGCAACAUCGAAUCAGAAGUUUGAGUUAAAAGUCUCCAAUCCUACGGACGCCACCAGAAAGCUCUGCAGUGACUUAAAGCUAUCAAGAGCCAGACUGCUGGAUCUAAUCAGAAAUGCAAACAAUACCAGUGAUACUAUAGAGCCUGCAUUUCUCAGUUAUCUCAGUUUGUUGUAUGGAUUUUUAUGGGAAGUCAAUCCAUCUGAGGAAGAGGCUCAACAUGUUGGCAGACCCAACCCUAGCAAGCUCAGAAAUGUUCUCAUGUUCAAGUGGACACACACGUUACUUGGUGGCGGCACAUUCUCCAGCGCCGAUUCUGUUUAUGAAGCAGCUAAUAUGAGUGUCAAUAUAGGCCUAUGGUUUAUGAAACAUGCAGCAAUGAUUGCUGCAAAAGAUGACAUAACAAUGAACGAGGCUAAAGAAGUGCACAGUAUGCUAAGACGAGCUGCUGGAAUAUUUACCUUUGUACAGACUGAAUUUUUGCCACAGUUGGAUAGUCCACCACCUUUGGGAAGUGAUUUAGAUCCUCGUGUGCUAAAUGCAUACGUUAAUCAAUGCACAGCAGAAGCACAAGAAGUGACAGUGGCUAGAGCGGUAGAGCUCAAACAUAAUUCUAGCUUGAUAUCAGCUUUAGCCAAUGAGACCAGUAAGUUGUUUCUGGAUGCUGCCAAUACUCUUCGUCCAUUUAAGCCAGAAAUAAUUGCCCAAUGGACGAAAUAUUUGGAGCUUAAAUCAGCGUUUUAUCAAUCUUACGCUUAUAAUUAUUGCGGUGAAAACUUGUUGGCAAUGGAUAAGUGUGGCGAAGCGAUACGAGCGAUGCAAGAAAGCGAUUCAUGUUUAAAGAAGGCGAAAGCGCUCUGUCAAGAAUACGGGAAAACGAACGGGCCUGCGCCUCGCGUUAAACCAGAUCAACACACUGUGUUUAGACGAUUGGCACCUAUAGUGAAGCUUACUCUCGAUAAAUGUAAUCGAGAAAAUGGAUUGAUAUAUCAUCAUACAGUACCGGGCGAAGUUCCAGCCUUGGACACCAAAGCUACUUAUGGCUUAGUCAGCCCGAUCGACUUUCAAAUGCCAUCACUAAAUCCUAUCUGGAAUUUGGGUACAUAUAAAGUAUUAGCCGGAAUAGCGGCGGCGAAAGCAGAAAAGGAGCAGAACUUGCCACCAGUUAAAGAAGAGGCGAUUCAUCAAAGUAGCAAGGAGCCGAAAAACGCAAGCGGUUGCACGUUACAAUAAGGCUCUUGUAACAUGUAAUGAUAUAGGCCGUUUGUAAAUGCUUUUUUUUUUUUUUUGUGUCACGGUGAUAUUAAUUUUAAUUGCGACAGACAUGUGUAGACGACGAUCGUAUUAGACAUAUGUGUGCACGUCGCAUGCACACAAGUACAAAUCCUGUUGUGUAUAGAAACGUGAAAUAUUAAUUUGUUAGAUAAAAAGAAGAAUACAGA